AGGUAUUUGACGACUCCCUGGGUGUGACUGUGAGAGCUGGAGUAAAAAUACUUUUUACGUUCAUCCAUCGUCGACAACAGUGUCAUUCAUGGCGUCUCUUUGAGCCCAUUUGGAGGGAGUUGAAGUGCUGCUAUCCCGACAUUGUUCUAGUGGAGGCAGCACUAUUCUUGUGUGUCGCUGCGGUAAAACGAGAGACACACGUGGCAGAGUCUUUGUAAAUAACAAAUAAAUAAACCGAUCAUAUCUGCCACUGUUGUGAAGAAAUUGAUCAUGGGAGACGCUGAUCUUCGCAUAUGGGUCUCUGACCGUCUACACGACGUGCUAGGCAUGUCAGAGAGGACGGUGGUAGAUUUUUUGAUAGCCGGCGCGAAGAAAGCGAACAGCCCGGACGCCCUCACUCAACUAGUGUCAUCCAGUGGGUUUGAUGUUACGCCUGCUGUGGAGGUGUUCGCAGAGGAGCUGUGGGGCAGAUUUCCGCACGCCGCCGCUGUGCCGCUGGCUCAGCGCCCAUCCGCUGUGCGCAGCCGGCAGGUAUUGCAAGAGAGAGCAAAGAACGCGUCGUAUAAACUCAUUCCCGAGUCGAGCAGCGAGGAGGAGGAAGAGAAGCCAGCACCGGUAGAAGACAGCAAGAAAAGACGUAAACACCGCCGGCAUGCAUCCUCGAGCGAAAGUGAGAACGACACCAGCCGUCAUCCGCCGGCAUCCAAACGGAAACCCGAUGUACGCGGUUCCACGAAGAGCAAGGGCGAGUCUUCGUCGUCGGAUGAGUGGGAACGUGCCGAAGAGGAACGUCGCAAGGACCUGGAGGAGAGAGAUGCCUUCGCCGACCGAAUACGACUCAAGGACAAGGACAGAACGCGGAAGGUGACGGAACGUACCAACAAGAAGGCCCUCAAAGAGGCCACGAAGCGCCUACAGAUGGAGAAGGAAGCCAACCGUAAAGAGCUGGUUCCUGAGCUACGUAAGAGAGCACGUCAGCGGUACGUCAAGGAACGGAAAGGAGACAAACUCGUGGAGUUGCGGCAAGACAUCGAGGACGAUCUCUACAUGUUCUCGAAUCAAAAACUAACAGACCGAGAGAAGCGGGAGUUGGAGCAGAAACGGCACAUCUUGGAGCUAGCUACCCAGUAUGAGAAGGCUGGUGAUGUUGAGAAGGUUGCUGACGAUCGUUACAGUAUUCCCAAACUCGAUGCGAAACCUUCCAAGCGUGGCUAUGUGGAUCCUACUGAAGAAGAGCUGGGACCAAACUUUGAGCAGAAGCAAUGGGAGGAGGAGCAGAUACACAAAGCUGCCAUGAAGUUCACUUCGGCUGAUGCCAAGAGUCGCAGCAAGGGAAAAGAUUAUGAUUUUGUCGUUGAUGAGGAGAUGAUCGAGUUUCAACUGCUGGAAACAGUUGCUGGCAAGAAUGUCAAACAGCAAACUGAAGAAGAGCGUAUGCUUGAGGAGGCCGAGCGACAGCGGAUGAGCAUAGCGGAGACUCGCAAAAGCUUGCCAAUCUUCGCGUAUCGUGAAGAACUCUUACAAGCUGUGCACGAUCAUCAGGUGUUGAUCAUUGAAGGUCAGACAGGAUCUGGCAAAACAACACAGCUACCGCAGUACCUGGUUGAGGGUGGUUUCUGCGGCGAUCGGAAGAGCAAGAAUCGCAAGAAGAUCGCUUGCACCCAGCCACGUCGUGUGGCCGCUAUGAGCGUGGCGGCUCGUGUGGCGGAGGAGAUGGACGUCAAGUUGGGAAAUGAGGUCGGCUACAGUAUACGUUUUGAAGAUUGCACGUCGGAGAGAACCAUUCUAAAGUACAUGACUGACGGAAUGUUGCUCAGAGAGUUUCUCGGAGAACCAGAUCUGGAAACGUACAGCGUUGUGAUCAUUGACGAGGCUCAUGAGCGCACCCUGCACACGGACAUCCUGUUUGCCCUGGUCAAGGACAUUGCCCGCUUCAGACCCAAUCUCAAGCUCAUCAUCUCCAGCGCCACGCUGGAUGCUGAGAAGUUUUCGGCGUUCUUUGAUGAUGCUCCGAUUUUCCGGAUUCCUGGCCGUCGUUUCCCUGUGGAUAUCUUCUACACAAAGGCACCGGAGGCAGACUACCUGGACGCGGUGGUAGUAUCUGUAUUGCAGAUACACAUCACACAACCACUUGGUGACAUCCUGGUCUUCCUUACAGGACAAGAAGAGAUUGAAACAUCCUAUGAGACACUCAUGGAGCGUACUAGACGUCUGGGCUCCAAGAUUCGUGAACUGCUUGUUCUGCCCAUCUACGCCAACCUGCCGUCGGACAUGCAGGCUAAGAUCUUUGAACCCACUCCGCCAGGUGCUCGAAAGGUUGUUAUCGCAACGAACAUUGCCGAGACCUCAUUGACAAUUGAUGGCAUCAUCUAUGUGAUCGACGCCGGCUUCUGCAAGCAGAAAUGCUACAACCCACGCACUGGCAUGGAGUCGUUGGUCGUCACGCCCUGCUCUAGAGCAUCCAGUAAUCAACGUGCUGGGCGUGCUGGGCGUGUGGCAGCCGGCAAGUGUUUCCGUCUCUAUACACGCUGGUCGUACGAGAAUGAACUCGAGGAGCAGACAAUCCCGGAGAUCCAGCGAACCAACCUUGGCAAUGUGGUGUUGAUGUUGAAGUCACUGGGUAUUGAAGAUUUGCUCAACUUUGACUUCAUGGACCCACCGCCCUCGGAGACACUGGUCAUGGCUCUAGAACAGCUGUACGCACUCGGUGCACUCAAUCACAAGGGUGAACUCACUAAGCUUGGAAGACGGAUGGCAGAGUUUCCUCUUGAUCCCAUGCUGUCCAAGAUGCUGAUUGCUGCAGAGAAGUACAAGUGCAGUGAGGAGGUCAUGACCAUCUGUGCUAUGCUGUCAGUCAACAACACAAUCUUCUUCAGACCCAAGGACAAAGCUGUCCUUGCCGACACAGCCCGUCAGAACUUCUUCCGGCCCGGCGGUGACCAUUUGACACUUCUGAACUGCUACAAUGAGUGGCAGGAGACUAACUUCUCGACGCAGUGGUGCUUUGAAAACUACGUCCAGUUCAGGGCCAUGCGUCGAGCCCGCGAUGUCCGUGAUCAGCUGGAAGGCUUGAUGGAGAGAGUGGAAAUCGAGAUCACGUCCAACGUCGGUGACAGUGUGGCCAUUAGGAAGGCGGUGACAGCUGGCUUCUUCUACCACACGUCACGUCUGUCCAAGGGUGGUGAUUACAAGACGGUCAAGCAUCCGCAGACUGUUCACAUUCACCCCAACUCUAGCCUGUUUCAGGAGACGCCCCGCUGGCUUAUCUAUCACGAGCUCGUCUUCACCACCAAGGAGUACAUGAGACAGAUUAUCGAGAUUGACCCGGCAUGGCUGUUGGAAGUCGCUCCUCAUUACUACAAGGAGAAAGAGUUGACGGACGGCGCAACACGCAAGAUGCCAAAGAAAGUCGGUGCUAGUAGUGCCUCACUUAGAUCUACGUAGAACCACCGCCCUUGGCCUGAAGCUGCUGCUGCGUACCGUAUAGGUAUGGCUGCACUCAGGGAGAAUAGUCUGAUGACGUCAUGGAUGAUGUAAUGAAGGAACUGUUGGUAUGUCACCAUGUCAGUGUGAUCAGCAGUGUGUCACGGUACCCUGCAUGCUGCCUGGGUAGCCUGUUGACAUCAGUGUGAUUAUCAAGCUGAUUUGGCUAUUGUGUUCUUUGUACUUUAUGUCAGCCGCUCUGCUGCUAUCACCAGUUUUGUGAUUUUUUCUAUCUCCCUAUCUCUUUCUCUCUCUAUCUCUUUCUCCCUCCUACCCCCCCCCCCCCCCCCCCUCUCUCUUCAUGUGUGUGUCUGUGUAUGUGUGUGUGUCUGUGUGUGUGUGUCGCUCACUGCUGCUGUGAAGUUUCCACUGGAAGCUGUUUGGAGUUUUGUGAACACGUGUUUUCUUCGUGUUGCACAGUAUUUUGAUGAAUUUUUUUGAUGAUUUUUUUGAUGAAUUUCUUACAUUGUUUUGGUACUCUGCUGGAUGGAGUAUGAACCAUU
Sycon ciliatum is the source of this 3986-nucleotide messenger RNA. Its product is annotated as pre-mRNA-splicing factor ATP-dependent RNA helicase DHX16-like. Lineage: Eukaryota; Metazoa; Porifera; Calcarea; Leucosolenida; Sycettidae. Bases 271 to 3444 code for a protein of 1057 amino acids. The transcript has 30 exons. Gene Ontology annotation, molecular function: RNA binding; ATP binding; helicase activity. The record is from RefSeq and is a predicted model, not a curated record. Gene Ontology annotation, cellular component: intracellular anatomical structure; catalytic step 2 spliceosome.